GGCUUGGCAGGGAAGGGCCCAGUGAUGUCAGCCAGGGCCAGGGGGGCCACAGCCUUUUAGCCCAAGCCUCAGCCUCCCCCAGCUGCAGUCUCCAUCAUCUGGGGAGGGAGAGUGCCAAGGCUGUGAAGAGAGAACUUGAUUUCCUCCUCUUUCGCUUCCUCCUCCGGUGACCAUGGCGAACAAAGGACCUUCCUUCGGCCUAAGCAGAGAUGUCCAAGCCAAGAUCGAGAAGAAGUAUGACGAUGAGCUUGAAGAGCGCCUGGUGGAGUGGGUGGUGGCCCAGUGUGGGGCAGAAGUGGGUCGCCCCGAACGCGGCCGGCUGGGCUUCCAGGUCUGGCUGAAGAAUGGCAUUAUCCUGGGCAAGCUGGUCAACAGCCUUUACCCCAGUGGCUCCAAGCCUGUGAAGAUCCCUGACUCGCCUCCCAGCAUGGUCUUCAAGCAAAUGGAGCAAAUCGCCCAGUUCCUGAAGGCAGCCGAGGACUAUGGGGUGGUGAAAACGGACAUCUUCCAGACAGUCGACCUGUUUGAAGCCAAGGACAUGGCAGCCGUUCAGAGGACACUGGUGGCCUUGGGUAGCCUGGCUGUGACCAAGGACGAUGGGCAGUAUCGCGGAGACCCUAGCUGGUUCAUGAAGAAAGCCCAGGAGAACAAGCGGGACUUCUCGGACAAGCAGUUGAAGGAGGGCAAGAACAUCAUUGGCCUACAAAUGGGGUCCAACCAGGGCGCCUCUCAGGCGGGCAUGACGGGCUAUGGCCGGCCCCGUCAGAUCAUCGGCUAAGCAGGGAGAUGGCACCGCCUGCAUUCCAGCAAGAUUGGCCCUUGGCACCUGCACCAGCAGUUCAAAUGCCACCCACUGACCAGCCUUCCCUCUUCUCCUUUCCCUCCUGCUAGGGCAACGUUGGCUGCCAAGCUGGUAUUUCCUGGAGAACCUUCCAACUUCACCUUUGAGUCAUGCCCCAGAAGCAAGACCGCCUGGGAGCCAAGGGUCUGGACUCUAACCAACCCCCUGCGGGUGCCCGCUGCAUGCCCCCUGCUUCACCGGCUACCCUCCACCCCUUUCCACAGCUGUGGUACCGGCCCUUUUGCAAUGCCUGGGGAGGGAGACUUCAUUACACCGGUCCCCGCCCCAGCCCCUCUAACAAAAGUGCCACCGGAAAUCCUGUCCCCCUGGCAGAGCUGAACUAGGCUGGAGCAAAAUGUGCACCAGAGAGAAGCAACCUUUUCUACAGACCCUUCCCAUGAGAGGGGGGGGCAAUUAUACCUCUCCCCCUAUUUUGUACUUUGUUGUUAUUGUUGUCCAUCAAUUAAAAAGAAAAAAACUACCAU
Sceloporus undulatus (fence lizard) is the source of this 1326-nucleotide messenger RNA. It is a transcript of the gene TAGLN, whose product is annotated as transgelin. Lineage: Eukaryota; Metazoa; Chordata; Lepidosauria; Squamata; Phrynosomatidae. Gene Ontology annotation, molecular function: protein binding. The coding region runs from base 173 to 778 and encodes 201 amino acids. The record is from RefSeq and is a predicted model, not a curated record. The transcript has 5 exons.